AUGCGGGUGGGGGAGCGGGAGGCUCCCUGCGCGGGCAGAGCCGAGCCGAGCCGAGGCCGGCCCGCGGACAGCGCGGCACGCGUGGCGGCCCCAGAAGGGCACCGGGAGCGCGGGAAGGACACGGGGCCGCGGGACGGACCCGCCUCGGCGGCACCGGCCCCGGCGCCUCCCCCCGCGGCCGCCAGGGGGCGCCGCUCCCGCGCGUCCGGCCCCGCUGUGCCCGCGCUGCGCGGCCCUCAGCAGGGCCCGGCCCGGCCCGGCCCGGCCCGGCGGCACCGCAACCACCGCAGCCACCACCGCAACUACCGCAAGCACCGUGAGGGUGCCAGAGACAUACGGGAGCAGAAGCCAGAAAGAGCAUCUUCCAACCCACGCCAGCCUGGAGAAGCUGUGGCAGAGCAAUCCUACCCCGAUAACAAACCCCAAGACCUAACCCUCAGUGCAGCCUUGCCGGGAGCGCGCUGUUCACGCUGGAGAAUGAUGCUUCUUUGUGCGGCAGGAGGACUCGUAUGUCACCGCCCGGAGGAGCGGAGCGGAGCGAUUGGCCGGGUGAAUUAUCUGCCUUGUUGCAGUGAAUUAUUUGCGCUGUUUCCUUUCCCAGUCAACAAGUUUCUGAGCUUGACUUUGAAUUUCUUUAAGUGCCAGAGCGAGGAUACGGUGCUGGGUAAUGCAUUGCCAUGCACUAUAUUUAGAAAGCAGCUGGAAGAGAAGAUGUCCUCAGGAAUCCGGACUGUUUUGUUGUACUUGUCCCUCCCGUCCCGGCCCUGUAACGCAAACGCUCCUUCUGCAGAGGGCACACCGCAGCACGAUGAAGCCAACCCCCCCUGCAGAGGAGCAGGCCCCAAGCUGCUGGCGCCGGCCCGAGGCUUCUAAUGUGAGGAAAAACACGCGGUGACAAGUGUGGAAAAGAGCAAGCACUAAAUUACUGUCAGAAAAAUAAACGGCGGAGCGCCGCGCGGGGCGGUGAUUUACGGGGGCAAUUAGUCACCGCCCCGCGGAGCCGCCGCAGCGUCCCCGGGGCUGGCCCGGCACCCAGCGCGGGCAGCCAGGGCCCGGCCCGUCCUGCGGCUCACUGCUUGCCUGCUCCAAAAACAGGGGUGUGGGAGGAGGCAGGAGCCACCCCGAAAGGCAGAGUAUGCUUGCAGAGAAGGUGGGUGUGCGGUGGAUCUUCUUACUUGUGGUGGGUGCCCAGGUGUGGGGUGAUUAAAGAAGUGAUAAGGUACUGUUGUAUGAAUAACGCUCCUGGAGACCGAAGGCUGGAAAGCUGCUGGACCGGGUGAGAGGGUGGAGGUGGCUCCACAGCUGCUGCACAUCUUCUGGAGGUGCUGCGGGCCAUUAAGCCUCCCACUACUGGAGGAGGGCCAGCUUUGCUGCUAGCUGGGAGUGGACAUUAUAAACCUAUUUUUAUGCUGUUUCACCAGGGUUAAAAAUUCAAAUGUUUUAAUUUGAAGUUAGCAGCAAAGAAACGAGGGGCAAUUCAAGCCCUGUCCCAGCCUGGGACCAUGGCAGUGAGCCCCCAGCCAGCAUGUUGUGGGGUUUUGUAACUUUUUGCCCCAUCUGUUCUUGUUGACUCAGCAAUCCUUACUUAGUUGGUGCCUAUAUGUCAGUUUUCAUUUUAUAAAGCCUUAUUGGCCACCUAGGCCUUGUGUCCAUCCCCUGGGCAGGGGCAGUGUUAUCCAUAGUCAGAUAACACCACCAUUAGACCUGCCAGCCUGGUGUCUGGCUCCUGCAAAUAGCUGGCACUGGGAUAAUGGGACACAGCCUGUCCCAGCUCCCUGCAACAGCUGGUGCCAGCCAGCCCUGCCAGGACUGCUGCCAGCAGCAGGAGCGUGCCAGGGCCUGCCAUCAAAGAGCUGACCCAUGGCUGCCACCACAGGACAAAGGGAACGCAGCAGAGCUGGUCCCUCUGGACAGGGCACCUCCUGGGAAUGACAGGCGAGUGUCCUUUGGAAGUGGAUGCAAACUGAGAAAGCAGAGCUGGCUCUCACAGGUCCUGGUGGUUUCGGUAAGUGGCCCUCCCUCCCUGCUCCACUGUCCCAGCUGGUGGGUGGGAUGUGACACCUGCCUUUGGGAAGCACUCAAGACUCAUGAAUGAUCACAGAGGCAAAGAAUCAGUGGUUGGUUUGGGGUCUGCCCUAAGCUGCUUCCUCACCUUCUGGAAGUGGUUUUUGCAGGGACAUGGGUGUGUGUGCUCAUGAGGUGCUUCUGGUGCUCCCUUUCCUUGCAGUGCAGUCCCACUACUCCCACACCUUGUGAGGCAGCCUCCUAGUGAGUGAUGUGACCAGCACAUCUCUCAUGUAAUUUUCUUCCUCC
Zonotrichia albicollis (white-throated sparrow) is the source of this 2313-nucleotide messenger RNA. Lineage: Eukaryota; Metazoa; Chordata; Aves; Passeriformes; Passerellidae. The record is from RefSeq and is a predicted model, not a curated record.